Molecule: messenger RNA, 2096 nt
Organism: Betta splendens (Siamese fighting fish)
Lineage: Eukaryota; Metazoa; Chordata; Actinopteri; Anabantiformes; Osphronemidae
Gene: qpctla
Product: glutaminyl-peptide cyclotransferase-like a
Exons: 7
Coding region: 555-1730 (391 amino acids)
Molecular function (GO): glutaminyl-peptide cyclotransferase activity; zinc ion binding
Source: RefSeq, a predicted model, not a curated record
UAAUCACCAUUAAAACGUAGAGGAAGUUAACGCCACUCCAUAGGUGACGAGUCUUUGCAGUAAACGUAAAUGAUAAAAUUUAGUGCACUUAUAUGUGAAUAUCUUCAUUAGAUAAGUCGUGACCGGUUUUUAACCUGAUCAAUCUGUUGCAUCAUUUCUUAUCAGUAGUUGUGACUGGAUGGUUGUAUGUCGCUAAACGACCAAACUUAGCUAAAGACAAAUCAGACGAAUCCGUUCUCAGGGUCUUAAUGUUUGUGUUUUCUGGAUUUACUUGAUCAGAAGUCGCUCAUAUCUACAGAGAUGCGGGCUGCUUCAGCCGCAACGAGGGCUGGGACCACGAACGACGGACUCGUAGAAGCCAAGAGCGGACCGCUAUGUUAAAAACAGGACUCUGCCGUGUUGUAAAUGUGACCGUCGUCCUGUCAAACAGCCUGUCUUCUCCGAGUCUGCUGCAGUUUUGCGUCGUCCUCGACUUCCCAGUCGGACCUCCCAGUUUGUACACGUAGCCGCUGUGACUGACUGGGCGACAUUACAGAGCCUCUGUAUCUCCGGUCAUGUCCAGGUCCAGUCGGCGGUACAAACCCCUGCAGCAGAGCAAUGGCAGCACGUCCUUACCCGGCUGCGACCGGGUUCGGAUGCCCCGAGCCCGGGUACUGCUGCUGUGUCUCAUCGGAGUCCUGGUGCUGGCGGUGGUGCUGGGAGUCUACAUGUCCAAUGACACCAGCGGUGGACCUGCGAACCACAUGCCAGUAGUGGAUCUGACCAAAGACAAGUGGUCCCAUAAACCCAGCAAGUGCUUUCCUGCCCAAAUCCGCCGUCUGGCGUCUCAGGUGGAUGGGACUCGUUUGUGGGAAACAUACCUCAGGCCCAUUCUCAUACAGAGGCUCCCAGGGACACAAGGCAGCCUGGCUGUGCGACAGCACAUCACCUCCACGCUGUCGUCACUGUCUGCUGGCUGGUCUGUAGACCUCGACUCCUUCCAGUCUUCGACGCCGCGUGGCCAGGUCACCUUCACCAACGUCAUUGCCACUCUGGAACCGUCUGCCCCUCGGAGGCUGCUCCUGGCCUGCCACUACGACUCCAAAGCCCUGCCUCCAGACCCCCGGGCCCCAGAGAAAGUGUUUCUGGGAGCAAGUGACUCCGCAGUGCCCUGUGCGAUGAUCCUGGAGCUUGCCACUUCCCUGGAUGCACAGCUCCGAACAUUUAAACUGCAGAAACUUCCAGUGUCUCUGCAGCUUGUGUUCUUUGACGGCGAGGAGUCGUUUGAGGAGUGGACGGCUACAGACUCGCUGUACGGCUCCCGUCACCUGGCUGAGCGCAUGGCCAACACACCCCAUCCCGCAGGCUCCACCAUGAUCCAGGCCGUGGACCUCCUGGUGCUGCUGGACCUGCUCGGUGGUCCCGAUCCCCUGAUUGCGAACCACUUUGACAACACGGCCCGCUGGUUUGACCGUCUGAUCGCAGCAGAGAAGAGACUCCAUCGACAGGGCCUUCUGACGUCUCACCCCUCAGAACAGACAUAUUUUAGGAAGGAUGUAUACUUUGGACCUGUCCAGGAUGAUCACAUUCCGUUCCUCCACAAAGGGGUUCCUGUGCUCCACGUCAUCACCACUCCCUUCCCACAGUUCUGGCACACGUUGGACGACACGGAGGAGAACAUGCAUCGGCCCACUGUAGAGAACCUGACUAAGAUCAUGGCUGUGUUUCUGGCCGAAUACUUGGGCUUCUGAAAGUGAACCCACGUGGAUAUUUGUGGGAGAAGCAGCCGAAGAUCACAUAAGUCGGUGAUGAAGAUGCACAAGAGCAAGAGCCUGGUGAAACAAAAUGAACUGAGCUGAAUGUAGCCACAGUUCCUGCAGGACUGUUGAGCCUUCUUGGUUUCAAGGGAUGGAAGCGUUACAGACCUUUAUCCACAUGUGAAAUCUCAAUUAAAAUGACACUGUACUGACUCAUGGUACGUGAGGAGCAGCUAGAAAACAAUGACUGUGAAUCCAAAAGCACUCAAAAAUCUUUUUAGCUUCAUUCCUGUGAACAAUUGCAACUUUAUCCAGUAUUUACACCGUUAAUAUAAUUAAAAUGCACUAAUGCCUUUGCAA